Molecule: messenger RNA, 903 nt
Organism: Knipowitschia caucasica
Lineage: Eukaryota; Metazoa; Chordata; Actinopteri; Gobiiformes; Gobiidae
Source: the annotation of a GenBank genome assembly
AUGGGGGCGCAGCGCGCAGACGGAGCCCGAGAAUGGAGCCAGCAGGACGGCCCUGCGCCGGAGCAGACCCUGUCGCAGCCGUGGAACCUGAUGAUCAAACACCGCCCCCUGCAGAAAAGAGGGCGACGCUCCCACCUGUCCCUCAGUUACACAGACCCUCGCCUCUCCAUGGAUCUGCUCAGAGCCGUUCUUCAGCCAAGUUUGAACCAGGAAAUACUUCAGGUCUUCAACAAGUACCACCAGAUCUUGGACAGAGCUGUACAAAACGUGAGAGAAAAUGUUGGAGAAGAAGUCCAGACAGAUCAGCUGAUCAGGGACACGUGUCGGAGCGCCCUGGAGCAUGCCAAACUCUUGUUCCCAGAGACAGAAGUGAAGAAACCUCCUCCUGAAGUCACCUACAAACGUCACAGAGAAGACGAGAAUCACCGAGCAAGUCCUGUACCCAAAAAGAGGAAGCCGCGUUCUGGACCAGUUCAUGAGCGGCCGCUGACAUUCAGCCAAGCGAAGAUAAAGGCGGAGCCUGUGAAACGGGAGGGGCCUAAGUGGGAUCCAAACAGACUGAACGAGAGCAGCACCUUUGUCCUGGGCUCUAGAGCCAACAAAGCUUUAGGAAUGGGAGGCACCAGGGGCCGGAUCUACAUCAAACACUCCGAUUUAUUCAAGUAUGCUGCGGACGUGAAGGAUAAACAGUGGUUGGCCGAGAGACAUCACAUGAGAGCGACUGGAGGCAAAAUGGCGUAUCUGCUUAUUGAAGAGGACAUUCAGGAGCUGUCCCAGAGCAAUGACUACAGGGACUGUCCUGACGUCCACAUGGAGGAGAUGAAGCCCUUCAGCGUUCCCUUGUGGAUGGUGCAGAAGAUGCAGCGAGCGAUGGCGGCGCAGAGAGACACCUCUGAACCCUAA